Messenger RNA from Knipowitschia caucasica, 4311 nucleotides. NCBI's taxonomy places the organism in Eukaryota, Metazoa, Chordata, Actinopteri, Gobiiformes, Gobiidae. The record is from the annotation of a GenBank genome assembly.
AUGGAGGCGGUGAAAGCUUUUAACAACGAGCUCUACUCGUUAAACGAGUACAAACCACCGAUCUCCAAGGCCAAGAUGACCCAAAUCACCAAGACUGGCAUCAAGGCCAUUAAAUUCUACAAGCAUGUUGUCCAAAGUGUAGAAAAGUUCAUACUAAAGUGCAAACCAGAGUACAAAGUUCCCGGGCUGUACGUCAUAGACUCUAUAGUCAGACAGUCCAGGCAUCAGUUUGGGACCGAGAAGGAUGUCUUUGCUCCUCGCUUCAGCAAAAAUAUAAUUUCAACAUUUCAGUACCUCUACCGCUGUCCUCCGGAUGACAAGAGCAAGAUUGUGCGAGUGCUAAACCUUUGGCAAAAAAAUGCUGUUUUCAAGAGUGACAUAAUCCAGCCACUAUUGGACAUGGCAGCCGGCCUUCCUCCUCCCAGUGUCACACCUGUCAUGUCCAGCAGUGCUGCUCCAGUCAAUAAUGCCACACCUGGUACACCGGCAACCCCUGCUACACCUGCCAAUAUGGUUCAGGCUCUGCCAGACUGGGCCUCACAGAUCUCCAACACAGACACUGUCGCUGCUGUGGCCCAGAUAUUACAAAGUCCCCAGGGACAGCAGCUGCAGCAGCUGGUGCAGAGUCUGCAGAUGCAGCAGCAGAAGCCUCAGCCUUCUCUGCUGCAGGCUCUGGACGCAGGUCUGGUGGUGCAGCUCCAGGCCCUGACUGCACAGCUCACUGCUGCUGCCACAGCCAAUACCCUGAACCCUCUGGAACAGAGAGUCUCAUCUUUUAACAAGAAACUUCUUGGUCCAUUUGAUUUUGGAAAUGAUUCCGAGCGCAAUGAAGAAUCUAAGAAAGAUACAUCGUCCCAAUUGCCUAUAGUGUCUGAGCCCAUCAACAGCGCCUUGUUCCAUCAGCUGGCUGAGCAACUUCAGCAGCAAAACCUAGAGCAGUUUCAGAAGCAGCUCAUGGAGCACCAGCAGCACCAGAAGGCAUUGGGUCAUGACAGUAAAGACUCAGUUUUUGGCCAAGACAGCAGUGCAGCUGCCCAGAGCAGCAGCCAAUCACUACAUCCUGAAUCCGAGAAGAUGGAUGAUUCAAUAGAUAAUCAACAACAGGAUAUGGAUCUUGAUGAUGGCCCAGAUGGACUUGAAGAGGAGAUUCUAGAGGCAGAGGAGAAGAGGAACGUCAGCACUCGGUCAAGGACACGAUCACGCUCCCGCUCUCGAUCGCCCAAAAGGAGAAGGUCCCGGUCACGCUCAGGAUCUCGAAAACGCAAGCACCGCAGACGCUCGCGCUCACGCUCGAGAGAACGCAAGAGGAAAAACUCGCGCUCCUACUCCAGUGAAAGAAGAGCCCGAGAGAGGGAGAAGGAGAGACAGAAGAAAGGGCUUCCGCCUGUUCGUUCCAAGACUCUUAGUGUGUGUAGUACAACUCUGUGGGUGGGCCAAGUGGAUAAGAAAGCAACUCAACAAGAUCUCACCAACCUUUUUGAGGAGUUCGGACAGAUUGAGUCUAUCAAUAUGAUUCCUCCAAGAGGCUGUGCCUACAUCUGUAUGGUCCAUAGACAGGAUGCAUACCGUGCCCGCCAGAAACUCAGCACAGGAUCCUUUAAGAUAGGCUCUAAGGUCAUUAAGAUUGCCUGGGCCCUCAACAAAGGUGUAAAGCAGGAGUAUAAGCAGUUUUGGGACGUAGACUUGGGCGUUACCUACAUACCUUGGGAGAAGGUGAAAGUGGAUGACCUGGAUGGGUUUGCUGAAGGAGGAAUUAUUGACCAGGAGACCGUAAAUAAUGAGUGGGAGACCGCAAAGAAUACAGAAAGUGUCAAAGAAAGUGUAACUCCAACAGCGGCUGUAGAAAGUGCACCUCCAUCUAACCCUCAGCCCGAGAGCUUCAACCAGCAGGUCACAAUGAUGCCUGUUCAGAUCCCUGUGGCUCCAGCUUUGCCCAGUGCAGUGGGUUUAGUGCCUCCUUUUUCUAUGUCAUUGGGAAUCCCUCCUCCAGGAUUUGCACCACCACCCUUUUUAAGGGCAGGGUUUAAUGCUACUCAGCCGCCUCCAGGAUUUUUGCAAACAACACAGGCUACAGCUCCUACAUCUCUUGUGCAGCCUUCUGUUACUUCAAACCAAGAUGGAAUGAAGGAUUCACCAUUCGGUGCACUAAUUCCACCAAACAGCACUAUUCCUGGGAACUUCAUGCCUUCAGCCAUUCCUGGAGCUAGUGUGUUUACCCCAAUGGGACUUCAGACACAGCAGGCAGCCAACGAGAAAGCUCAGUCUGAAGGCAUGGAUAAUGCUGCAGAGCUCACACUGCAGGGGAUGCAGAAUGCAGUGCGCAGCGGCAUGGGCCUCUUGGGUAUGCACCCUUCAGCCUCCCUCGCUCACCCUGGUCUGUCAGCACCACGUCUGCCGGGAUUGUUGCCUCUGGAUGUGCGUCCCAACCUGCUGAGUGGGGCGGGACGCUUCCCUCUUUUAAUGCAACAAGGACUACUGGACGGCUCUCUACAGGCCCGGGCCAGAGCCCCCUUUUCUCAGUUAGACCAUUUUAAUAGAGCCCCUAAUCUAAACAAUGAAAGUAUAACAAAGACGGAAGAAAAGUCUUCCACUGGGGCUGAUGAGGGGAAAGACCAAGACUACCGUUUCCCCCCAAUGGAGAAGCCGAGUACUGGCUUACUGCGGACCCCGCCCCCAGAGCAACGAGAGUCUUUGGGGACCCCUAGCAGCGGUCGGCCUCCCCUACUGCAGACCCCUGGAACGCCUGGUAGUCAGCCAGCCAGGACAAGCCUCGCCGGGCGGCUCCAGGCUCUUGCUGGCUUCACCCCUGAUAACCGCUGGGGUCAAGCCAGAGGGGACUUUGACGAACGCAAUCGCACCGUUCCUGGGCAGAACUUCCCCAGUCGCUUUGACAACCGUGCUGGAGCAACACCUGCCCCACCUCAACCCUGGAGUCGUGGAACUGGUCCCUCUGCUACUUUUGAAGGUGACGUACACCAAGAUUUAGACGAGCGUAGGCGGCCGUGGGACCGGCAGCGAGACCGGGACGAGCGAGACUUUGAUUUCAGACGAGAGAUGAAUGGGGGUCGUCACAGCCGAGAGAGAGAGCGAGACAGGGACAGGGACAGAGACAGAGAGAGGGAGAGGGAGCGAGACAGGGACAGAGACAGAGAGAGAGAAAGAGACCGUGGGCGAGAUCGCCCCCGAGAGGCUGAGCGUGAAAGAGAUAAAGAGCGGGACAGAGAGCGAGGGAACUGGACUCCCCUUCUGCCUCUACCCACACCUCUGCUUCCAACACCACCCCUCACUUCAAACGUGGCUCUAAACCCCACCAAAAUGUUAACGCCGUUGAAGUUAAAUCCUCCCAUUCAGUCACGCUUCCAGGCCCCUCCACUGACCCCAGCCCGGCCUCCACUCCUGGGCCUUCCUCUGCCACAACCUUUAGUUCAAACUAAAUCCCCCCCUCCGUCACAGAGCCAGCAGUCUGUGCCAGAGCCCCAAGAGAAGAACAUUGUUCCUUUGGUGCCUAAAACACAAGCUCCCCCUCCACAUGCUGCAGUAUCACAUGAGAGUCCAGCGGUUUUAAGUCAGUCCCCCGACUUUGUCCCAUCACCAACUGAGACCCCACAGCAGACACUCUCACCGGCUUGUCCAGCUGCCCAGUCCCCUCCUUUAAUGAGCUCUCCAGAGCGUCUGGUCCAAGACUCUACACUUCCUACAGAGAUGUCCCAUGAGGAAGCUCAUGAGGGAUCCAACGACAGGUCCCCUGAUUGGUCCCACAGUGGGUCUCAUGAGGCGUCCAAAGAGGAGUCUCGUAUGGAUUGUCGUAAGCAGUCCCAUGAGGAGUUUAAUAAGGAGUCCCAUGAGGAGUCACAUAAGGAGUUUUAUGAGGAGUCUCAUAAGGAGUCCCACGAGGAGUCUCUAAAGGACUUUUAUGAGGAGUCUCAUAAGGAGUCCCAUGAGGAGUCUCACGAGGCGCCUAAUGAGGUGUCACAAGUUGCAUCCUACAACUCCUGCGUGACACGUGUGAAUGAGGAGCACAGCCCCCCUCCAGAGAAGCAGGAGGAGCACACACAUGUGGCUGUGAGCUCCCCUUCGCUCUCCUGGGAGAAAGGACCUGGUAUGAACACAUGCGUGACUGAGCCUGCUGCAGAGCUCACUCCAGAGCUUUCCUCUGACUCUGUGCCUCCCACAAAUGAAGCGGAGCAGGAUCCAGAGCAGGGGCAGUCUGGUUCUCCUGAGGACAGUGUGAAUAAUUCAAAGAGUGAGUCUACGGCGGAAGCUGCCAGUCAGCCUGUGCUAGACUGUGUCCCAGACACUGACGGGACAUAA